AUGUACUUAUUACAGGUUUAUGCUGAUGAAAAGUAUCAAAUAUUAAACAUCAAAAGUUCAACUGGUGGAGCUAACAAUAAGAUUUUUACGACUGAAACCAUUUAUGAUUAUCAAUUAGGACUUGUAUAUGAACUCACAGAAGAAGGAAAUUGUUCAGUUUCUCCAAUGAAACUAUCAGCACCAAGUUUAGUUCAAGAUUCAUCAUUGGGUUAUGACGUCUUUAAACUUGAUUUGAAUCGAUUGCUCAACUUUGAUUUGAAUUACCGCUAUUUUGGACCAGCACUUUUUGAUGAACGGAAUGGAAUCGGAACACAAGCUUGGCAAAUAAGUCAAGAAAAUGCGAAAGUCGAGGAAAAGACAUAUCCAUAUGUCGUUACUACUCAGUAUUUCAACAGGUUGACGGAUAUAACUUCUGGCUACAAUCUUAUCGGCACCAAAAUCAAUGCCUAUGACACCAAGUAUAAAUUAAAUGCUUCAAGUUCAACUGAAUACUUCUUUUAUGGACAUGAGAUAAGCGCAUCAGAAUCAACAAGAAAGUUUAAUGUUCAAAACUGCUAUCCUGAUCCUGCAUCGAGAAAGACUAUUGCAAUUUAUUUCACCUGUAAAGGUUAG
Tetranychus urticae (two-spotted spider mite) is the source of this 612-nucleotide messenger RNA. Lineage: Eukaryota; Metazoa; Arthropoda; Arachnida; Trombidiformes; Tetranychidae. The record is from RefSeq and is a predicted model, not a curated record.